UAUAAUCAGAGUGUUGCUUCCUCAUAUAUUAUUAAAAAUAACCCAGCCUCUUUUAGCUUGAGUCAAAAUGCUGCAUUUUCAUCUUUGGCUAUAAAGCAGAGAGGAAGGUUGUUGUUGUGUAUGUUUUUUUUUUCUUAAUUUUUUUGAUAGGUGUAUUACUGCUGGUAAGCAGGACUCGCUGAACAAGUGCUCAGAUGAGCAGUCUGAGCCCAGCACCAGGAGCAGCAGCACUACAGAGCUGGAACUGAGACAGAGGCAGUCACCUCCACUACACGCGACAGCAACAGCCACACACACACACCCUCUCUCUCUCUGUGCCUGCCUUUUUUUCCUUCCUUUAUUUCUGGAGUUGAGAUCUUGUUCGUCAGAGUGCAGGCAGAGAAACGAGUGAGUGAAACAGGGGCUGAAAGCUGCUUUCCAAGCAUCCCAAACGCAGACCUGGCUGCACACAUGCCGAUCGAAUUUGUUUGCAAAAUCAAAUUUGCAGAGGAGGAUGAGAAACAGAAAGGCAACCAGGAUGGGGACAAGGAGAGCCUGAUCGAAGAGAACUGCAGCCCACCAGCCAAGGACCUGGCCGGCUUUGCCAAUUCCUGCUCGCUCCAUGGGAUUAACCAUAUCUUUGUCUCUGGCCGGCUGGGCGUCAGACAGACACUUUGGGCUCUGGCGUUCCUGGUGUCCCUGGCACUCUUUCUGUACCAGGCGGCAAAGUGUGCCAUCUCCUACCUGGAGCAUCCUCAUGUCACGGCGCUGAACGAGGAGGCCUCCCCAGAGAUGGUGUUCCCUGCCGUGACCAUCUGCAACAUCAAUCGUUUCCGCUUUUCUGCUCUUACCGAUGCUGACAUCUACCACCUGGCGAAUCUGACCGGCUUGCCCCCCAAAAAUAAGGAUGGCCACAAGCCCACUGACUUGGAGUAUCCGGCACCGGACAUGCAGGACAUCUUCAACCGCACAGGUCACCAGCUGGAAGAGAUGCUGAAGAGCUGCAACUUCAGUGGGCAGAACUGCUCAGCUGAAGACUUCUCCGUGGUUUAUACAAGAUAUGGUAAAUGCUACACUUUCAAUGGGAACAAAACAACCUCCAGGAAGACGAAGCAAGGAGGGAUGGGGAAUGGGCUGGAGAUCAUGUUGGACAUUCAACAGGAUGAAUAUCUGCCUAUCUGGAAGGAGACGAAUGAGACAUCUUUAGAGGCAGGAAUCCGUGUUCAGAUCCACAGUCAGGAUGAGCCACCCUACAUCCAUCAGCUGGGAUUUGGAGUUUCUCCAGGAUUCCAGACCUUUGUUUCCUGUCAAGAGCAAAGGUUGACCUACCUACCCCAGCCUUGGGGAAACUGCCGCUCCACCAGUGAGCAGAUGAUUCCUGGUUACGAUACCUACAGCAUCAGUGCCUGCCACCUGCGCUGUGAGACUCUUGAGGUUCUGCGUGAGUGCAAAUGCAGGAUGGUGCACAUGCCGGGAGAUGCCGAUAUCUGUACUCCCAGCAAUAUCAAAUGUGUGGACAAAGCACUUGCAUUGUUACAGAAAAGUUCAGGUGACUCAUGCUUCUGUGAAACUCCCUGUAACCUGACACGUUAUGGUAAAGAGCUUUCCAUGGUUAAAAUCCCCAGCAAGGGCUCUGCUCGCUACCUAUCAAGAAAAUACGACAAGUCAGAAGAGUACAUCAGAGACAACUUCCUGGUAUUGGACGUAUUCUUUGAAGCUCUAAAUUAUGAAACCAUAGAACAGAAAAAAGCAUAUGACGUCGCAGGAUUGCUAGGGGACAUUGGUGGGCAGAUGGGUCUUUUCAUAGGGGCCAGUGUUCUUACCAUUCUGGAGAUUCUGGACUAUGUAUAUGAGGUGAUCAAACACAGGCUGGAGCGUUUGUUCAGGCCACAAAGAGAAGACAAGAAGCAAACUCAACAACAGCAACAAGCCAGCACAGUCGCCACAGUAAACCUUGAGGAAAUGAAAGCUAAGGACUCUGGUGAGAUGAGUCGGAGCCACUCGGAGGGAGCUUAUGCUAACACCAUCCUUCCAAAUCACCAUCACCACCACCGUACCAACCACAGAGUGUUUGAAGACUUUGCCUGCUAGGAACCUACCUAACAGUUCUAGUGCUGUUGACAUCAACAUAAAGAGUUCUCUCUGUGCUGAGUUUGGGCUCAAUGAUAGACCCUCAGAUCUCAGUGCUAAUCUCUCUUGCUGUCUCCAGUUAAAGCUACAGCCAAAGUCGAACUCUAAACCCUUGCUUCUGACUGAACGCAGACACAGAUUGGACACCACAUUAUGGUCCAGCAGGAGACCCUAUGACCCCCC
Xyrauchen texanus (razorback sucker) is the source of this 2292-nucleotide messenger RNA. Its product is annotated as acid-sensing ion channel 4-A. The record is from RefSeq and is a predicted model, not a curated record. Gene Ontology annotation, molecular function: ligand-gated sodium channel activity. The transcript is spliced from 10 exons. Gene Ontology annotation, biological process: sodium ion transmembrane transport. NCBI's taxonomy places the organism in Eukaryota, Metazoa, Chordata, Actinopteri, Cypriniformes, Catostomidae. Bases 451 to 2070 code for a protein of 539 amino acids. Gene Ontology annotation, cellular component: membrane.